Molecule: messenger RNA, 969 nt
Organism: Trematosphaeria pertusa
Lineage: Eukaryota; Fungi; Ascomycota; Dothideomycetes; Pleosporales; Trematosphaeriaceae
Exons: 2
Coding region: 314-781 (155 amino acids)
Source: RefSeq, a predicted model, not a curated record
CAGAACCAUCCGAAGUACCCAUUGCACUGGGUCGCACAACUGCACGAGGUAUGAUUACUGCGGAAGGAGGCCUUAGAGGCAAACUCGAUGUGCCCGAGGCGGUGUAGGACUAGGAUAUACUUUCCAACCGAGGGGCGAACAAUCGAUAUCCUGGUGUAAGACCAGACGCAAGGAAUGCCUUCCAGGAGAUGGAAGAAUUCCAGAAAGCAAACCGCCAAUGGAAAGCUGAACUGCAGGUGCGCCAGUGAACCUUGGUGAUCUCCCCUGGAAUCACCGAGCCAGACGGGUAGUGUCGUGCUGAUGCAUCGGCGUCAUGUCGGACUUGAUAUCUGCCUUGCAUCCUGCUCAGCAGUCGGGACGCGAAGAGGACAUGUGCCGAAAUAGGCAUGUCUCUCCCGGCGCAUCUUCCAACGUGUCCAGCCCUUCGCUUUCGCUAUCAAGAUUAGGUUUCAAGAUUCACACCUGCGAUGGAACGGGAGCCUGGGACCAUGCCAGAUCGUGGAGGGUAUCCCGUGCGUGUAAGGGAUUUGAUUCGCUCAGCUUAGCGCAACGUUUGACGCUUUACCAGAUGAGAGUAAUGUAUGCAGCGCUUACGAUCCCGUCACCGAGAAAUCUGUGUGUUCCUCGGGUUGGCGUCUGGCUUUUCAUAUUAUGUGCAGCCUGCACGUCAGUCUUGGGGGAUAUUUUCUUAGCGCCUCACGCCUGCGGCUUGGCCGUCUUGCAACCCAACGUCUUCUCGCCCGUCAAUGAAAAUAUACACGGAUCAAGUGCUCUCGCAUGAGAGUGCAACUCAGAAAGAGUGUACUCCGCCAGAGCCACGAAGCGGAGGCCUAGCGAUAUCGACGUAUGAUGACUCUAUCGGACGUGGGAGCUCGUCGGGACGCCGGUGUCAAAGGGACGAAGAUCUCUAGAAAGAAUUUCAUGAAUAUUAUGAAUGAGUGCUCAGUCAAUUCACAUCAAAAGAGUGGC